CCUUAGGUCACGGCUUCCGCCGGCGCCAGUGGCCUAGCUCCCUGCGGCUGUCCUUGGUCGCCUUGUCACCAGGCUGAAGCAGUCAAGAUGACCUUAUUUCAGCUUCUACGUGAGCACUGGGUUCAUAUACUUGUCCCUGCGGGAUUUGUCUUUGGAUGUUAUCUAGACAGAAAGGAUGAUGAAAAGCUAACUGCCUUCAGGAAUAAGAGCAUGCUAUUUCAAAGGGAACUGAGGCCCAAUGAAGAAGUUACUUGGAAGUAAAAAAUGGUUAAAUCACAGAAUGUUCACAUUAUAAAAGUUAUUGGAGAAAUAAAAACAUUUACUAUUUAAUUAGAAGAA
Molecule: messenger RNA, 339 nt
Organism: Mus musculus (house mouse)
Lineage: Eukaryota; Metazoa; Chordata; Mammalia; Rodentia; Muridae
Gene: Ndufb1
Product: NADH:ubiquinone oxidoreductase subunit B1
Exons: 3
Coding region: 88-261 (57 amino acids)
Cellular component (GO): mitochondrion; mitochondrial inner membrane; respiratory chain complex I
Source: RefSeq, marked validated